Chiloscyllium plagiosum (whitespotted bambooshark) is the source of this 10316-nucleotide messenger RNA. RefSeq names its product nuclear receptor coactivator 2 (gene ncoa2). Gene Ontology annotation, cellular component: nucleus. Gene Ontology annotation, biological process: positive regulation of transcription by RNA polymerase II; cellular response to hormone stimulus. Gene Ontology annotation, molecular function: protein dimerization activity; nuclear receptor binding. Lineage: Eukaryota; Metazoa; Chordata; Chondrichthyes; Orectolobiformes; Hemiscylliidae. The record is from RefSeq and is a predicted model, not a curated record.
CUCGGUUGUGGGAAGUUGCCAUUUAAAUACACACGGAGCAUCAUGGCGGACAGUUGGGAGAGUCCCUCUUCACAGACGAAGGUCAGCCCGACGGUGAAGCGCUGCUCCUGCUGACCGACUGACCCACCCACCGGCCGCCCGUUUCCAACCGAGUCGAGAGGAAUAUGUCUGAAAAUUGUCAAUCAUAUUGGAACAGAAAUGCCUUAAGGGUGUUGUUGGAGUAAAGCCAAGCUGCUUACAUGUCCCCAAGAUGAGUGGAAUGGGUGAAAAUUCCUCCGACUCUGCGAGAAUAGAUUCGAGAAAACGCAAGGAAUCACCAUGUGACCACCCACGACCAAGCCCUAAACGCAGCACUGAGAAACGUCAUCGGGAGCAAGAGAAUAAAUAUAUCGAAGAACUUGCUGAGCUGAUAUUUGCUAAUUUUAAUGAUAUUGACAACUUCAAUGUAAAACCAGACAAAUGUGCAAUCUUAAAAGAAACUGUGAAACGAAUCCGUCAUAUAAAAGAGCAGGAAAAGGCUGCUGCAAACGAAGAUGUGCAAAAGGCUGAUGUGUCCUCUACAGGCCAAGGUGUCAUUGACAAGGAUGCACUUGGACCAAUGAUGCUCGAGGCUUUGGAUGGAUUCUUUUUUGUGGUCAAUCUUGAAGGACAUAUAGUGUUUGUCUCUGAGAAUGUGACCCAGUACCUGAAAUACAACCAGGAAGAGCUUAUCAACUCCAGUGUAUACAGCAUACUACACGUUGGUGACCAUGCAGAGUUUGUGCGAAAUCUUUUGCCCAAGUCUCUUGUGAAUGGGGUGCCUUGGUCCAAUGAAACUCCAAGACGGAACAGUCACACUUUCAACUGUCGUAUGUUGGUUAAACCACCUGGUGACACUGAAGAGGAAGGGCAUGAUAACCAGGAAGCACCUCAGAAAUAUGAAACUAUGCAGUGUUUUGCUGUAUCUCAACCAAAGUCCAUAAAAGAAGAGGGCGAAGAUUUGCAGUCCUGCCUGAUCUGUGUUGCAAGGAGAGUCCCUAUAAAGGAAAGACCACAAUUUGCUAACACUGAAAGCUUUACGACAAGACAUGAUUUAACAGGCAAACUAAUAUCUCUAGAUAUAAAUGCAUUACGUGCAUCAAUGAAACCAGGUUGGGAAGACUUGGUGCGAAGGUGUAUUCAAAGAUUUCACCUGCAAAAUGACAAAGAGAUUGCUUUUGCUAAGAGGCAUCAUCAUGAAGUGUUGAGGCUUGGACAGGCUCUGAGUCCUGUGUAUCGGUUUUCAUUGUCUGACGGCACGAUGGUUGCAGCACAAACAAGGAGCAGGCUUAUGCGCACUUCAAAUACCAAUGAGCCUCAAUUUAUCAUGUCACUGCAUGUUGUUCAAAGAGAACAAAAUGUUUGUGGGAUGAAUCAGGAAACAACUGGACAAGGAAUGGUGAAGCCAAUGAAUCCAAGUUCCAGUAGCCCAGCCAUGGCAGGGGUUUCUGCUGCAGCAACCGGCCAGGAGAUGACGAUGAGCAACAAUACAAGCUUCUCCAUGAAUGGCCUGAAGGAGCAAACAGGCAUGGGACAGAUGCCAGGAAACAGGUUUGUUACAGGUGGAAUGAACCAUGUAUCGGGCAUGCAAGCAGCCACUCCUCAGGGUAGUAACUAUGCACUCAAAAUGAACAGCCCAUCAAGAAGUAGCCCUGGUGUAACUGUGGGGCAGCAGACUUCCAUGCUUUCUCCAAGGCAUCGUGGAAGUCCUGGAAUGGUUGGAAGCCCUCGCAUCUCAGCGAACCAGUUUUCUCCCAUAGGAAACAUGCAUUCUCCAGUGGGAGUUUGCAGCAGCACAGGGAAUAGCCAUAGCUACUCCAGCAACUCCCUUAAUGCACUUCAAGCCCUGAGUGAAGGCCAUGGGGUAUCACCUGAACUGAAAGUGGUGACUUCACAAAAUUCUCCGGGAGGUAUCAGUUCUUCAUUGGUUAAAAAGGGGAGCAUGGAUUCCAAAGAUUCUUUUGGAUUGUUGAGUGAGCAAGUCCAACCAGAGAACGCAACUGGACAGUCGGACAGUGGACUUUCUGGGGAGCAGAAAGAAAACAGUGAAAGUAAUUUAAAUCCAUUUGGUGGUGCAGAAAGGACUGAUGGGCAAAGCAAGGGGCAUGACGGCAAAGGCCACACAAAACUCUUACAAUUGCUGAUCACUAAAUCUGAUCAAAUGGAAUCUUCCCCUUUGCCAAGUGCCACUGGGGAUUCGGUUAAGGACUCCACAGGAAAUUCGUCAGGACUACUGUCUACUUCAGCGGUGACAUCAUCCACAACCAACACCUCCUCUUCACACGGGCCCUCGCUGAAAGAAAAACAUAAAAUUUUGCACAGACUUCUGCAGGACAGCACCUCUCCUGUCGACUUGGCAAAGCUGACAGCUGAGGCCACAGGUAAAGAACCCAACCAGGACACGAGCAGUUCAGUUCCUGGUGCAGAAGUAACUGUUAAACAGGAGCAAAUGAGCCCUAAGAAGAAAGAAAAUGCACUACUUCGUUAUUUACUGGAUAAGGAUGAUACAAGUAUGCAUAAUAUUAAGCCUAAACUAGAACGGCUGGAUAGCAAGUUAGAUUCCUGCAUGAGCACUAAAACAGUCAUGAAGUCUGAGAAGGAAAUUAACUUUGAGCCAUCUGAACAGCAGAUCAGCAGUGACUUGGAUAACUUAGAAGAAAUUCUUGAUGACCUGCAGAACAGUCAGUUGCAACAGCUUUUCCCAGACUCGAAGACGGCACCUGCCAGCGGGCCAGUUGACAAGCAGACCAUCUUCCAAGACCUUCUGCAAAUUGGCAAUGAAAGUGUCUCUGCAUCCCCUCUUGGAACACAGAACCCAUUACCUGGGAUACUACAAAACACUUUCAACAAUCCUCGAGCUAUACAGCCACCCAGGCCGCAACAACAGGGUCGAUCUGCAGCAUUGGACAUGCACAUGCAAGGUCAGACAAGUGCAGGACCAUUCCCACCAAUGCGAAAUAGUGGUCCAUAUGCAGUAAUGUCACAGCAAGUGAUGGGUAAUCAAGGGAUUUUGACAAGUCAAGGAAAUUUAGCAACCAAUGCAGGACUGGUCAGUAAUAUGGGAAGUGGUGCCCCUCGAUCCAGCAUGGCUUCAGUAGACUGGGGUCAAUCAAGCUCUGCUGUCAAUACCACGAGUAGCACAGGAUCGAACACAAUGACCAGGGCAACUCUGCAAGGUAGUAUGGUAUGCAAUACUACACCUGGCAUUCCUAUGAGACCGAACAGUCAACCUGGUCAGAGACCGAUGAUCCAGACGCAAAUGAUGGGGUCAUCUGAAAUAGAAAUGAGUAUGGGAGGCCCCCCAUACAGCCAGCAACAAGCACCACCAAACCAAACAGCACCUUGGCCAGACAGUAUAAUGCCUAUAGAAACGGGGCCUUUCGUCAGUCAAAAUCGUAGGCAAUCCUAUAACAGUUCUCAAGAUGAUCUACUUUGUCCAUCUAUUCCAAUGGAAACUCCGAAUGAUGAAGGGACAAUUCUGGAUCAGCUGCGUUCAGCAUUAAAGAAUAUUGAUGAACUUGGUCUGGAGGAAAUUGACCGGGCCUUGGGAAUACCCGAACUGGUCAACCAGAGCCAGUCUGUGGAUCACCAGACAGAAUCGUUCCCAAGCCAGAAAUCUGCAAUGAUGGUGGAAAAGCCUCAAGUUUAUAAUCAGCCAUUUGGUUCUCAGACUACUGUAGUACAAGGGAACUACUCCAACAUGCAAGAUCCGAAUUUUCAUCCUUUGGCUACUCAAGUGGGGCAGCGACCAGGAUACUCGAUGUUACGUAUGCAACCGAGGCCUGGGUUAAGGUCUCCUGGUAUGGUACCGAACCAGCCCAAUCAGCUUAGGCUUCAACUGCAGCAAAGACUUCAAGGGCAACAAAUGAAUCGUCAGCCACUAAUCAAUCCACUUACCACCGUCUCCAACAUGAAUCUACCUCUAAGGGCUAGUGUGCCACCACAGAUGAGUAGUCAGGGACCCAUUAAUGCCCAGAUGCUGGCCCAGAGACAGCGUGAGCUUUUGAAUCAGUAUCUGCGUCAGAAACAGUUGGUGCAGCAGGUACCCCAGAGGACCAUGAUGAUGCGGCAACAGGGGUUGAACAUCUCACCAAACAUGGCAAACUCCAGCAACAUGGCGGGAGCCAUGACCACUCCUCGGAUUCCUCAGGCAUCACCACAACAGUUCCCAUACCCUCCAAACUAUGGUACUGGGCUUACUUCCCCACCACCUUCCACCAGUCCUUUCUCCCCGGUGUCCCCAAAUCCAGGGACACAGCUCCUCUCUCACAGCUCCUUGCAUGGCUCCCAGAUGAAUAUGGCUAACCAGGGAAUGAUAGGAAAUGUGGGAGGACAGUUUGGGGCUGUAUUGAGUCCCCAAAUGCAGCACAAUGCCUUCCAGUUUCCCAGUUCAGGAAUGAAUCAGCAGUCUGACACAGGAUUUGGUGGAGCUACAACUCCCCAGAGCCCAUUAAUGUCUCCAAGGAUGAGUCAUACGCAGAGUCCAAUGAUACAACAGUCUCAAUCUACACCGACUUACCAGUCGCCUUCUGAGAUUAAUGGCUGGCCACAGGGGAAUCUGAAUGGAAACAGCAUGUUUUCACAGCCAUCCCCGCCACAGUUUGGACAACAGGCAAACACCAACAUGUACAGCAACAAUAUGAAUAUCAGUGUUUCUAUGGCAACCAAUACUGCCGGUAUGAGCAACAUGAAUCAGAUGUCAGGGCAGAUUAGCAUGACCUCAAUGACCUCUGUGCCUACAUCAGGAUUGUCCUCUAUGGGUGCUGAACAGAAAUAUUGCUGACCCUCAGGAUUGCUGCUCCUCCUGUCUUCAUGUGUUUGCUGAUGUACAGUGCAAGAUCCCGUUUAGGUGGCAACCAACAAACAAGCUCCUCCAGAUCAAGCCAAGAAAAGUACAGCAGCCAAUUGAACUCUCAGCCAGGCUUAGAGAAAUUGUUACAAGAGUUGCUACUGGAGUGAAGGGCUCCUUUGUAGCAAUGUACUUGCCUACUGAAGCUGCUUUGCCCAUUGCAUUCACCAUAAGUGUGACUUAAGUCUGUCCUCACAAUGGAUUGACAUCGGCUUUGACCCCUGUCCGAUGAAUGUAUUUCUAUCGUCAUUUUGCAGGAUGAGCACGUAAUUGCUCUUUUGAUUUUGAUCCUCAGUGGUUGCUGACUUUUCUGCUGUUUAAUCCAACGUGCAGGCUUUCAGCUGUGUUUUCCUCCAACAGUAUUUAGAAAUGCAGCUUCUUUUUGAAAGAUUUUGCUGUGUGUAAUUAAAAACAGAACUUGCAGAUAAGCUGAGUGAAUGCUGUUAAAGUAACAAAUUUUGGGUUUGGAAAGUAUCUAAGUGGAAUUUGACAUUGUUUUUACGUUUUUGAUAAAACCAAAUGGGGAUAGACUUCAGGUAGGUUGUUAGUUGAUGUCAGCAAAAGAAUUAGUGUAUUAUCUUUUUUAUACUGGGGUUCUGCUCUGUGGAGUCAUGGCUUAACAUCUGGGAUGUACGAUUUUUCUUUGUCACCAUUUUUAAUUACAACAGUUAACAAGUAGAAUGUAUCUGAUUCCACAGACCAAGACUACAUGCUAAAUGUUCUCAGCUCUAUAGAUGUUCACCAGUUACACAAUAAUAACUUGUCCUACAGCUGCUGUUGCUAAAUGACAGAAGAACUAAAACAUCAACACGCUCUGAUCUUUUACAUAACCAGAUAGAACAAGCUUUUUUGACCCUUACAUCGAGUAGAGAUCCAGAAUACCUGAACUGUUGCUCUUUUCCUUUUUCCUUGGAGACACAAUGGUCACGUUUUCACACUGGCUACCACAGGAGCAGCUGGCUUCUUCCAGACUAACAACCCAUGGUGUUCCCCAUGUAAUGGUGGCGGGAGCUUUUCAAUCUCCAGCAGUUAAUCUCUCCUCCACACUACUAUCUCACAAGCAGCAAAAUUACCAACAAAAGUAUUUGAUUUCACCUGGCAGGGAACUCAUGGCCAGUCUCACUGCACAGGCAGCAGAAACUGUCCUGUCUUUCACCGGUUCCACAUUCCUAAUCCUAUAACAGUAGCUGGUCUAUUCUGACAAAAUGUCACUGGAUUCUUUUGUGCCAAGGACUGAUUUUCCAUCAUCCCCACUUUCCAAGCUUUCUUCCUUGUCUUUCUGUCUCCUUUUUCUCCAAGUCAUUGCUAAUCUCUCUUAGACUAUACUCCAUCAUAGAGGCCAACUAUUCCAGGAGUACGAAGGUCUCUUCUCUGUCCACCUGUGUGAGCAUUUUAGAAACAUGAUCCUGUAGACCAGACUAAGCUGUGAUGUGGAAUUCAGCUGCAUCACUAAAAAAAACUCCCAGAUUCUUCUCCAUCAUAAGCACUUUGAGAUAAUUCUGUAAAGACAAAAUAAUGAAAGCAAAGCUGAAAGUUACUUCUCUCCUUUUUAUUUUUGUAGUAUGUUGCUUACACAUUUUCAUGGUUUUGAUGCAACUUAGCAUGUGUUGUUUGUGUUCACUUGUAGAAACUAAUGUAUCAUGGCUCUAUUGCAUGAAGUUCAGUGGAGUAACCAGCCCAGAAAUUGUAAAGCUUGGAGAUGAUGAGAAAAAGUUAUUUUUGUUGAAUUUCUAAAUGGAAAGGAUAAUCAGCAGGAAUCUAUGCUGAUUCUCAAUGAUUUAAUGAUGAAACAUAUUCAUCUAAAUAUGUAUUACAGUGCAUUAACACUCUUAAAUAAUUGUCCCUGAGCAAUUAAUUUGACCUCUGGCACCAAACAGCCAGGAACAGUGGCGUUAAGAUGCUUGUAAGUUUUCAUUGUGAACAGGGAAAUUAUUUAGCAUUUGACUGGAUUUGCAAUAGCUGAAUUGAUCCAAAGGUCUUCAUGUAUAUACAGCCAAUAAUAUAUUAAUCUUGGUUAUGUUUCUGCUCCCUCCUCUGUAUCCUUCUAUCUACAAACACACAGAAAACCAUUCCAAUUUAGAUGGAGUGUUAUCAGAUGGCACAACCCUUGCUAAUGGAUGAAGAGACCAGUCUCUGAAAGGCAGGUUCAGCUGCCACACAUGAAACUACCAGCUGUUGACAUGGUUUAUCGUCCUCAGCAUUGGCAUCUGUUGCCAUGCCAAUAUAGCCACUCUUCGUUAUGUUGGUACAUGCCAGCCUACAGGAGGUGUCAUCAUUUUCCACAUCAGCUAGUGUCUCCCAGGUGCUGUAAUCAUUAUCUAAAAUCUUCAUAAUGUGCUUGCAAACAGAGUUUUGGGCAUGCCACCAGUCGUUUGGCACCAAGCACCUCACCGUAGUGAAAGCCCUUGGUUUUAUGACCGUCUUCCAUCCUUUGGAUGUGCCCAAGCUGACAAAGUCUCCUCUGAAUGCAAACUUCAGAGGUUUGCUUUUUGAGAGGAUUGCCACUCUUGUGGAAUUUGUCCUGAUUGGAUAAAGCGCAACAAACAGCAAAGACAGAAAUUGUUUAGCCUCUUGCCCCAGCUAAGCGGUUUUAAUUCUAAUGCCAUAAACAAAUGCAAUUUAAAAUAGCCAUUCUAGAGAACUACAUAAAUGUGUUUGGAAUUUAGGGUUUUGAUGUGUUUCUCUUGAAGUAUACUUAUGUUUUUUUUAAAAAAAUUCUGCAUUUAUUUUGUAGCCAGUCUGAAAUAUUGGGUUUGAAAGAUUAUCAAGUUUAACUGGCAUGUCAGUCAGAUAUUUUAGUGUCAUCAGUUUCAUUUAAGUAGAGGAAUCAAAGCAGUUUUUAAAAUUGAUCAGAUUAAACUGAAACUCUUCAGAGUAGAUUACCACCACAACAUUAUCUUAUCGAAGUUUAUUAGCCCAGAUCAUUUUUGAUGCCAGAUGUAUAAAUCAUAAACACAGACUAUAACCCUCUGUGUAAGUUUUCUUUAACUAAUGGAAUUUAUCUUUACACUCAUGACUGUGCUACUGGUCUGUUUAGUUGAGUUUACUUGCAUAAGUAUUCAUGGGAUAGUAAAGCUUGUAUUGUGAACCAUAAGAAUAAGGUAUUGGGGCUGUUCAAGUUAAUGCUCUAAAUAGUUUAUUGUUCUUCAUAGCUUUAUAAUGCUGUGGGAUCAGAGAAUAUAGGCGUUUUUGUAAGUUACAGAAACCCAGUGCUUCGUUACUAUUUCCUAAAGUCAGUGGCAAUUUCCAGGUGCAAAAUGUGGCAGUUCGAGGAUUAGAUGCCACCACAACUAACAAAACACAAAUAGCCAUAACAUUUUCAAAUGGUAGAGUAUUUUGUAAAUUAAAACAUGAUGACUUUUGGAAAGCAUUUGGGUAUAUAAGCGUCUGAUGUAUGUAACCAAGCAAUAACUUUUACUUGAGAGCAUAUGUUUUACAUACUUGUAGAAUUUUGAUGAAGUAAAGUUCUUCAGUUGAUUCAAAGUGAGGUACAACAGUAUUAUGUUAGAUACCUUGGUAGCAGCCUCUCUCUCUCUUAUUGUACAUAAAAUAAAAAUCAUGAUGCCUUGAUAAGUAGCUAUGGAAUUUGUUUAAGUAACAUUGAUGAGGCCAACAAAUUAUCUGGUGGUUCUCAUAGGUAGCGAGCAACCAUUUUUAGUUUUCAAAUUGUACGGAUAUCAAGCCUAAUUCCCAGCAAACUGCUACACUGAUCUGCAUAGUUUCCCUCAAUCUAAUAGUUUGAUUAGAAUUGGAAGACUUGGUGAAUAAAUUGGAAGCAGGUGCUUAGUUUAUCAAGCUGUUAUAGGGACCUGAUGAUUUUGUAUUUGUGUAUCAGGCUACAACGGAACAUGCUGUCAAUAAUGGCCCAAUACCAACACUGAUCAUAUUGAUCACUGUACAGAGACUGAAUAACUGGCCUGGUUUUGCCUCAACAGUUGCUUUUAGGAAGAGGUUCUAUCACAUCUUUCAGCUGCAGAUCAUUCAGUUGAUGAAGAACUGCGUUAUUUCCGUGUUAAGAUGACAUCUUUGUGUUUCAGACUGCUUUAGUAUGAUAUAGCUUUAUGUAAAUACUGCUGUGAAUUAGGAAAGUUUUCUGAAAUGCAGGCAUUUAAUUUUGCCGAGUUUAGAGCCUAGACCUUUGCGUUUGUGUCUAUGGGAACAUUAUGUAAUACCUAACAACAUGUUUUCUGUAUUUAUUCUAUUUUAUAUACGCUUUAUCUUGAUAGACAUGGUUUCCAACUGGACAUGUCACUGUUGGAAUUGUGAAAAUGAUAAAUCUGCUGUUGCCCACAGAGCCAAAAGAUUUUUAAAACAAAAUUUCUGGUAAAAAUGAGAACGUGUAUGUCAUGCGGUCAUUUAAACCCUAUAUAGUGUAACCUCGAUUUAUAUCUUCUGUAGAUUUGAAUGCCUCAAGGUCUAUUCUCUUGGAAAGUGAGGGUGCAUGGGAGCUACUUUCAUUAGGAAGCAACAUCUCUCUGAUUGAUUGAACAUAAUGCAAUCUAUAAUAUUUUCCUCUAACAAAAUUUAAAAUAAUGAUGCAAAAUUAACAUUAAGAACUAUGUAUUGUAAUGCUGUACAUUGCAGACAAGCAGGGCUGUGUAGCUCCGUUUGCAAAAUCCAAAGAUUUCACUGAGUUGAUUUUAAAAUACAGCUAAGCCAUGGUAUGUUGGUGUGGUUGAACAUCAUUUUAUAGUAUUUCUACACAAUUGAUUGUUGACUGGAUGCAGACACAUUCUCUGUACAAACUAUACUAUGGAUUUUCAAUUUGAUAGGCACUUCCCGUCUACUUUUUUCAUUUAGAGCUUGAACUUGUUUUGUAAAACCUUGUCAAUUUCUUAGUACAGUGCAGGAAACUCAAAUGCUAUAACUUAGCAUAAUGCCUUAGAUAUGUUUUUAUGUCCUGUAUAUUCCUAGCAGCUGUUUGUUGUAUUAUAUUGUUUGUAUAGUGAAUUGUGUAAAAUUUUUGAAUGUGUCAUCAGUUAUUAAUUUUUUUGUCAGAUAAAUAGAAAUAUCAUAGCAAUAUGGAUCCAUGGUUAUUGCUUAGUUUUUUGCAGUUAUUUUGUUCCUUUGUGGUCAGUAGCGGGUCACUAUUUGUAUAAUGUAUUUUCCCCCCCAGUCUCUGAGAGGUGUAUAUUGACAAGUUGCAAAUUCUAAGCAAUAUGUAAAGUAAGAUUCUUCAGAAGGCUUACAGUGUUGCAAGUUCAGAGAUGUAUUUUUUUUUAGUUCACACUAAACACCUUUCCUUCUUCUGGCAGCCAUGUUUGUAUCCUUAUUGUGAGCAUUUUAUGCCAAGUUAGGUAUAUUCAAAGAAACUUAAAAAAUACAUUUAUGCAAGUUGUUAACUAAUAUUGCUUUUGCUGAUGUCAUUUGCUUACUUGAUGUUAAAUAAUGCUGUUGUAAAUAAAGAAUCCUGUUAUUGCGAUGUUUAAUAAAAUUUAAUUCCUUUGAA